AAGAACCAUUCUUUUUUUUUUCCUCUCGUGCUAUUAACUCAUACCUCGUGUUCUUCUCUCUCUUUGUCUCUCUCUCUCUGGUUUGGAGUGAGUUGGGCAUUUGGUUUCUAAUCUGUGUGGUGCAGGUUAGCUUCUGCCGUCUCUAUCCUACGCCAACGGAGGGAGUUUCGACGGUUUUGAUUGAUUUAUUAUCUGAUCAUCAUUGCGCUGAGAGAUCUGUUGAGGCGAGUAAAAUCUAGGGUUAGGUUUUUGAUGCUUUGUCGGGGAUCAUCGGAAUCCGACAAACGGGUUAACAGUUCGGGUCGGACCCUCCGAUGGCAAAUUCCGGAGUUGGGAAUAAGUUUGUUUCAGUCAAUCUGAACAAGUCAUAUGGCCAACAACCAUCUAAACAUAACUACCAUUCACAUCAUUCGGGUUCUUAUGGGUCAAAUCGGGCACGACCCGGUGCUGGCGUUGGAGGAGGGGGAGGAAUGGUGGUACUUUCAAGGCCUCGUAGCUCCCAAAAGGUUGGGUCCAAGUUAUCUGUUCCACCCCCCUUGAAUUUACCAUCCUUGCGAAAGGAGCAUGAACGAUUUGAUUCGUUGGGCCCGGGCGGCGUGCCUGCCAGUGGAGGGAUUUCCGGAAGUGGACCAAGGCCUACUUCGUCUGGGAUGGGAUGGACUAAGCCCGGUACAGUUGCUUUGCAGGAGAAAGAAGGGUUCGUUGGUGGUGGUGAUCUUGUGAAUGAUGGUGUUGAUCAGGGUUUGAAUACUGGUGAUGGGGUCAGUAGAGGAAAUGUUGGUGUUUAUAUGCCGCCUUCAGCUAGGUCAAGUGUGGCAGGGCCAACUUCCUCGGUGGCUGCUUCAGCUCAAGGUUUUCCACCUUUGGAUAAAGCUACGGUGCUGAGGAGAGAGGAUUUUCCUUCAUUGCAGGCAGCUUUGCCUAUUGGAUCGGGGGCUGAAAAGAAACAGAAGGAUGGUUUGAAUCAGAAACAGAAGCAAUUGGCAGUUGAGGAGUUGUCUAAUGAGCAUAGGGAUGGUUCUCGUCCAAGUUCAGUUAUAGAUAUGCGUCCUCAAUUGCAGUCAGGAAGAAUUGCUGUUGGUAAUGGAUUGAGUGAGAAUGGGGAUGAAGGUCAUGUAAAUGGCUCUCGUUUAUUAGAGCAAGGCAGGAAGCAGGAUGAGUAUUUCCUGGGGCCACUUCCAUUGGUUCGCUUGAACCCAAGAUCUGACUGGGCUGAUGAUGAACGUGACACUGGUCAGGGUUUUACAGACCGUGGGAGAGAUCAUGGGUAUUCAAAAAGUGAAUCUUACUGGGAUAGAGAUUUUGAUAUGCCUAGGGCUAGUGUUCUGCCACAAAAACCAGCACAUAGUCUUUUUGAUAGGUGGGGACAGCGUGACAAUGAAACUGGACGAACUGCUUCCAGUGAAGUCACUAAAUUGGACCCUUAUGGCAGAGAUGCAAAAAUACCAAGUAGAGAAGGGCGGGAAGGAAAUGCAUGGAGAGCUUCUUCCCCUCUUCCUCAAGAGGGAAUUAGUUCUCAAGAGAUUGCAAGUGACAGAAAUAGUAUUGGCUCAAGGCCUUCUAGUAUGAACAGAGAAAAGGAGAAUAAGUACAUUCCAUCGCCUUUCCGGGAUAAUGCUCAGGAUGAUAAUGGAAAGAGGGAUUUGGGUUAUGGAAAUGGAGGAAGACGAGCUUGGAACAAUACAAUGGAUUCAUUUAGUAGUAGAGAGUCUGAGAGGAAUACAAGGGAGCAUUAUGGCAAUGACCAAUACAAUAGAUACAAAGCUGAUGCUUUCCAGAAUAGCUCCUUAUCAAAACCAUCUUUUCUUUUGGGUGGUAAAGGAUUUCCUGUUAAUGAUCCUAUACUAAAUUUUGGUAGAGAGAAACGUCCUUUGUCCAAUGGAAAACCUUAUCUAGAAGACCCUUUCAUGAAGGACUUUGGGGCUACUGGAUUUGAUGGACAGGAUCCUUUUCCUGGAAAUCUUGUUGGGGUCAUUAAGAGGAAGAAAGAUAUGCAUAAACAAACUGAUUUUCAUGACCCUGUCAGGGAAUCAUUUGAAGCUGAAAUUGAGAGAGUGCAGAAGAGGCAGGAACAGGAGCGGCAGCGAAUUAUUGAAGAACAAGAAAGAGUGUUGGAGCAAGCUCGAAGACAAGAAGAAGAGAGACUGCUGUUGGCAAGGGAACAAGAAGAGCAGCAGAGGAGGUUGGAAGAAGAAGCUAGGGAAGCUGCUUGGAGAGCUGAACAAGAGCGGUUGGAAGCCUUGCAAAGGGCAGAAGAACAGAGGAUAGCCAGAGAAGAGGAAAAGCGCAGGAUCCUUUUGGAGGAGGAAAGGAGAAAACAGGCUGCUAAACAAAAACUCUUAGAGUUGGAGGAAAGGAUUGCCAAGAGGCAGGCUGAAGCAGUGAAGGGUGGUAGUAACUUUUCUGCUGGAGAGGAUGAGAAAAUUUUGGGGAUGGCGAAAGAAAGAGAUGUAUCAAAAGCAACAGAUGUGGGUGAUUGGGAAGAUGGUGAAAGGAUGGUGGAAAGAAUCACAACUUCGGCUUCUUCUGAUUCUUCUGGUCUAAAUAGACCCUUUGAGAUGACUUCUAGGCCUCACUUCUCUAAUGCUUCUUCUGCAUUUUCAGAUAGAGUUAAGCCCUUUAAUUCAUGGAGGAGAGAUGCAUUUGAGAAUGGAAACAGCUCAGCCUUCAAUGGGCAAGAGAUAGAGAAUGAUCAUCAUAGCCCCAGGCGAGAUGGAUCUAUUGGGGGUAGACAAUUUCCAAGAAAAGAGUUUUAUGGAACACUUCCGUACAUGUCUUCUAGGCCUUACUAUAGAGCAGGGGUUCCAGAACCCCAUACGGAUGAUUUUGGUCAGCCAAAGGGUCAAAGGUGGAAUGUUGCCGGUGAUGGUAAUCAUUAUGGCAGAAAUGCUGAGAUUGAAUCUGAAUAUCAUGAGAACCUAGCUGAGAACUAUGGUGAUGUGACAUGGGGGCAGCGAUCUCGUGGUAAUUUUUAUCCUCCUUACCCUGAAAGAUUCUAUCACAACCCUGAGGGUGAUGGGCUUUAUUCCUUUGGGAGGUCACGAUAUUCUGUGAGGCAGCCUCGUGUUUUACCUCCUCCAUCUGUGUCUUCAAUGCAGAAAACCUCAUAUAGAGGUGGGAAUGAGCAUCCUGGUCCUUCAACAUUCCUAGAAAAUGAGAUAAAUUAUAAUCAUGCAACAAUAGGUGGAUCUGGCAUGGAGAGAGUUUAUGAUAGUGGCCAUCAAGACGAUCUUGUACAGCAUGUAAUUAUAGAUACUCAGCCUGAGAAUACUGAUAAUGAAGCACAAAAAGUGAAUGGCAACACAGCAAGGUGUGACUCACAGUCAUCCUUAUCUGUUUCAAGCCCCCCAGAUUCCCCAGUUCAUCUUUCUCAAGAUGACUUGGAUGAGUCUGGAGAUUCUACAGUGUUAGCAGCUGAAGAGGGUAAAGAGGUUGACUUGUCAGGCCAGGGGAUCGAACCCCUUUUGUUGCCUACUGAAGCUGGGAAAGGGAAUGUUCAGACUGCUUCAAGUUCUAUUUCAGCUGGUGAUGAUGAGGAAUGGACUGUUAAUAACAAUGAACACUUGCAGGAGCAAGUAGAAUAUGAUGAAAAUGAAAAUGAAGAUGGAUACCAGGAAGAAGAUGAAGUGCAUGAAGGAGAUGAUGGCAAUAUUGACCUGACUCGAGAGUUUGAUGAAAUGCAUCUAGAGGAUAAGGAGCCGCCUGACAUGAUGGAUCACUUGGUCUUGGGCUUCAAUGAGGGGGUCGAGGUUAGCAUGCCAAAUGAUGAGUUGGAAAGAAGCUCUAGGAAGGACUCUGCAUAUGCAAUAACGCCGAUUUCUAUUGGCUCUUUAGAAGAAAAGGUAUCUUUUGAUGAUAUGCAUAGUGAUAGAAACACCCUUCAGUCCAUGGAUUCUCCUUCCCAAGUGAGUUUAAAUAGUUCUUCUAGAAUCUUCCAGGAAAGCGAGAAGGCAAUGCAGGAUCCGGUUAUUCAACCGAAUACUGCUUUUCAAGCAUCAACAUCAUCUGAGCUAAUGGAUCCUGUGGAUGCUACUGGUAGCACUGGUGUGUUGGCAGAGCAUACUCUCCCCUAUUCUGUCAGCAUGGCUUCCCAUUCAUCUUAUGGUCAAAGUGGCAUGCCUACUGCUUCUUCUGUUCCUAAUCAGUCUGAAGUACCUGUUAAGCUCCAAUUUGGGCUGUUUUCGGGUCCCUCUUUAAUACCAUCUCCAGUUCCAGCCAUACAGAUUGGUUCUAUACAGAUGCCUCUUCAUCUGCAUCCUCAGGGUGGUCCAUCUCUCACCCAUAUGCAGCCAUCACAGCCUCAUCUCUUUCAGUUUGGUCAGUUAAGGUAUACAUCUCCUAUUUCCCAGAGAGUGCUGCCAUUGGCUCCUCAAUCUGUGUCAUUUGUCCAGCCAAAUGUUCCAGCCAACUUCUCCCCGAACCAAAACUCUGAAGUGCCUCUGUCUGUACAGCCCAGUCAAGACUCUUCUGUGCAUAGUAUAAUGAAAAAUGAAGUUUCAUCUCUAUUGGAUAACCAGUCAGGUCUUCCAAGGCCCUUGGAUUUAUCACAUGGGAAUUUGUUGAAGGAGGAAAGCUCCACACCAACCAGGGAAAGCAGAAAAAGUGUUGUGACACAGCAUGUUCAUGUAGAGAUAUCAAAUAUUGGUGAUAACACAUCUUCCAAGUCAGGUUUCCCUUCAGAAGAUCAGGGGCACCAGAAUUCAGUUCGUAGAAACUUAAAAGCACUGUCUAGUAAUCAAUCAGAACUUGAACUUCAAACUGUUCUGGCACCAUCUCAGUCAGUUUCAAAAGAGAAAGAUUUAAGUGCAUUAAGGGGCCAAACUUAUAGUAAUAGGGGGAAAAAGCAUGUCUUCAAAGUUAAAGGUUCUAACACAAGAUCAACUUUUCUUGCUUCUGAGGCCUCUUGCCAAGAGUCUACUGGAUAUCAAAGGAGAGCUCGACGUCCUAGAACAGAGUUUAGAAUUAGAGAAAAUUCUGAUAAGAAGCAGUCUUUUAGAAUGGUUUCUUCAAACCACCCGAAUCAAGUAGGGCUGGAUGAAAAGUUAAGUGCCAAUGGAAGGAAUACUGGAUUUUCCUUAAGAAAUGGGGUGAGGAAAGUUGUUGUGGUGAAUAAAUCAAAACAGAUAAUUGAAUCAGAAUGCUCCAAUUCAGCUCUCUGUGGUUCCCAGGAGAUUGAUUUUGGGAACAGGAAUGAAAAGGGAUUGGGAAAAGAAUCAUUGAUGAGGACUCAUAAUAUCCCACCCUCUGGGGAAGGUAAUCUUAAGAGGAAUAUUGAAGAUGAUGUGGAUGCUCCUUUGCAAAGUGGCAUUGUGCGAGUUUUUGAGCAACCUGGAAUAGAAGCAGCUAGUGGUGAAGAUGACUUCAUUGAGGUGAGAUCAAAGAGGCAAAUGCUGAACGACAGGCGUGAGCAAAGAGAAAAAGAAAUCAAAGCAAAGUGCCGGGUUGCAAAGCCACCACGAAAACCUCGUACAAUCCCACAAAAUUUCACCAUCUCAGCCAGCUCAAAUAGAAAUUCUGCUUCAGCAAGUGGAGAAGUAAUGAACAAUGUUUGCUCUGAUUUUGUUGCUACUGAGGGAUGUAAUGUGGGAAAUAGCGAAUUAUCAGCAGGAUUUGGUGCAACUAUAGUAUGCCAACCCUUGGCUCCAGUUAGUACUCCUGCCACUAAAUCUGAUGCACAGGCUGAUAUAAGAAUGCAGGCAGUGAAGUCACUCCAGAGAAGCUCCCUUCCAGUUACCUCAGGUGGUGAACCAAACCUAGUAUCUGGCUUCAUGUUUGAUAGCAAGAAUAAAGUUCUUGAUAAUGUUCAGACAUCUUUAGGUUCAUGGGGUAAUUCACUUAUUAAUCGACAGGUAAUGACACUGACACAGACCCAACUUGAUGAUGCUAUGAAGCCUGUUCAAUUCGAUAUUUGUGCUCCUAUUGGAGAUCACACUGGCUCAGUUACUGACCCCAGCAUGCCAUCCUCCAUAUUAUUGAAGGACAGUUCAUUUUCUUCUGCUGCAAGUCCAAUAAAUUCUCUGCUUGCUGGGCAGAAAAUACAAUUCGGAGCAGUUACAUCUCCGACAGUUCUUCCUCCUAUCAGCCGUGCCAUUUCACAUGGGAUUGGCCCUCCAGGUCCAUCUCGAUCAGAUAUCCAAAUCCCCCACAAUCUUUCUGCAGCUGAGAAUGAUUGCACCCUGUUUUUUGGAAAAGAGAAACAUUCAAGUGAAUCUUGCGUUCUUUUGGAAGAUUGUGAAGCUGAAGCUGAAGCAGCUGCUUCUGCUGUUGCUGUUGCAGCCAUAACCAGUGAUGAGAUUGUAGGGAAUGGAACAAAUACCUGCACCGAUUCUGCUUCAGAUAAUAAAGGUUUUGGAGGUGCAGACAUUGAUGUUAUUACUACAGGUGAUGUUGGUCAGCAUGUAGCAAGUCAAUCCAAGGUGGAAGAGUCACUCAGUGUUUCUCUUCCUGCAGAUCUUUCUGUUGAGAACCCACCUAUUUCUUUAUGGCCACCACUACGUAGUCCACAGAAUUCUUCAAGCCAGAUGAUUUCACAUUUUCCUGGAGGCCCUCCUUCGCACUUCCCCUUCUAUGAAAUGAAUCCCAUGAUGGGGGGUCCAAUCUUUGCCUUUGGACCACAUGAGGAAUCUUCAUCUACCCAAUCGCAGUGCCAGAAGAGUAACACGCCAGCUUCAGGUCCCUUAGGGACCUGGCAACAAUGCCAUUCUGGAGUGGAUUCAUUCUAUGGUCCUCCAACGGGAUUCACCGGCCAUUUUAUCACCCCACCGGGAGGUAUCCCUGGGGUACAAGGCCCACCACAUAUGGUUGUGUACAACCAUUUUGCUCCAGUUGGUCAGUUUGGACUAAGUUUCAUGGGUACAACGUACAUCCCAUCUGGAAAACAACCUGACUGGAAACACAAUCCCGCAUCUUCUGCAAUUGGUGAAGGGGAUGUGAAUAAUUUGAAUAUGGAAGCUUCGCACCGUAAUUCUACCAACAUGCCUGCUCAAAUCCAGCAUCUUGCACCUGGCCCUGGUUCUCCUCUUCUGCCCAUGGCAUCUCCACUUGCUAUGUUUGAUGUUUCUCCUUUCCAGUCCACUCCAGACAUGUCAAUCCAAGCUCGUUGGGCUCAUGUUCCGGCUUCACCUCUACCGUCUGUUACACCAUCAAUGCCAUCGCAGCAACGCACAGGUGUACUACCUUCUCAGUUCAGCCAGGGGCCUCCUGUUGACCUGUCAUUGACUAGCAACAGGUUCACUGAGUCCCAAACAUCAACGCCUUCUGACAGCAGUCGGAAAUUUCCUGUGGCAACAGAUGCAACCGUCACCCAGUUGCCUGAUGAACUAGGGUUGGUGGAACCAUCUAGCUCCACCAUUGCUGCAGCUUCAGCACAACAUGUCUCCAAGAGCUUGUCCCUCACUAAAAUUGCAGGUGCUGGCCAGAUUGAUGUCCAAAAUGACGGCGGUAUUAAAAGUAGUGGCCAGAGCGCAAAUCCUGCAUUCAAGGCUGAGUCUUACCAGCAAAAGAAUAUAUCAUCUUCCCAGCAUUACAGUGACUCCUCCGGGUAUAAUCAUCAGAGAGGAAGUGGGGCUUUGCAAAAGCACAGCUCUGGUGAAUGGACUUAUCGUAGAAUGGGUUUUCAAGGAAGAAGCCAAUCCAUGGGUGGAGACAAGAACUUUCCCGCUUCAAAGAUGAAGCAAAUUUAUGUGGCUAAACAGACCAAUAAUGGGUCGUCAAAAUCAUCAUGAUGACAGCUUUUCUGACUUUAGUCAAAAUAGAGAAUCAACGAGUGGAGCAUUUCUUUUCACCAGAUGCAACUUUUGUUAUUUUUAUUGGCAAAAUCACUUGGGUUAGUAUGGUGACCGGUGAGUGUUGAGUUUUUGGGAUUUUACCAGUGUCUACCAAAUAGCCACGGUGGUUUUUCUGGUGGAAAUUUGCACUACUGGUUGGUAAAAGAGUAGUUUUGUUUUUGGUUUUUGAGUUUUCUAGCUUAAGAAGGUAUGAGUAUUUGCCUUGAAGAAGCUGUGUAGUGUUUGUGUAAAGGGGCUCGAUGGUCGGUGCAGUCGUGCUCCAUCACUCUUUACGUUUUAUUUUAUUAGGUGCAUAAAUGUCUUGGGAUUUGAUCAUGUACUGAGACUAUAACUAUAUAUAUAUAUAUAUGAAGGAUUUUUCCGAGAGAUAUAUGUACUAUUUCAUCUCAGUAAUGAUAAAUAUGGGCUUUUGG
Durio zibethinus is the source of this 8200-nucleotide messenger RNA. RefSeq lists its product as uncharacterized. The record is from RefSeq and is a predicted model, not a curated record. NCBI's taxonomy places the organism in Eukaryota, Viridiplantae, Streptophyta, Magnoliopsida, Malvales, Malvaceae.